Molecule: messenger RNA, 1158 nt
Organism: Leishmania braziliensis MHOM/BR/75/M2904
Lineage: Eukaryota; Euglenozoa; Kinetoplastea; Trypanosomatida; Trypanosomatidae
Product: GP63, leishmanolysin
Exons: 1
Coding region: 1-1158 (385 amino acids)
Biological process (GO): cell adhesion; proteolysis
Cellular component (GO): cytoplasm; membrane
Molecular function (GO): metalloendopeptidase activity
Source: RefSeq, a predicted model, not a curated record
AUGGAAGGCGUCAGCAACGCCGACUUCGUGCUGUACGUCGCCUCGGUGCCGAGCGAGCCGGGCGUGCUGGCGUGGGCCACGACCUGCCAGGUGUUCUCGGACGACCAUCCAGCCGUGGGUGUCAUGAACAUCCCUGCAGCGAACAUUGUGUCGCGCUACGACCAGGGCACCACGCGCACCGUGACGCACGAGGUGGCGCACGCCCUCGGCUUCAGCAGCGUGUUUUUCGAGGGCACCGGCAUUGCGAAGAGCGUCACGAAUUUGCGCGGCAAGCCCUUUGCGGCUCCUGUGAUCAACAGCAGCACGGUGGUGGCCAAGGCGCGCGAGCAGUACGGCUGCCCCACCUUGGAGUAUCUGGAGGUGGAGGACCAGGGCGGCUCCGGCUCUGCUGGCUCGCAUCUUAAGGGGCGCAACGCCAAGGACGAGCUCAUGGCGCCUGCCUCGGCUGCAGGGUACUACACUAACCUGACCAUGGCCGUCUUCGAGGACCUCGGCUUCUACAAGGCGGACUUCACCAAGGCCGAGGUGAUGCCGUGGGGCCGGAACGCCAGCUGCGACUUCCUCACCAAGAAGUGCAUGGAGGACAACAUCACGCAGUGGCCGGAGAUGUUCUGCAACACCACUGACGAGAACGCCUUGCGGUGCACCACCGACCGGCUGAGGCUGGGGACGUGCGGUAUACGCACCUAUAGCACCCCGAUGCCGACGUACUUCCAGUACUUCACCAAUGCCUUUCUCGGCGGGUUCUCAGAAUUCCUGGACUACUGCCCGUUCAUCGUGGGCUACAGCAAUGGUGCUUGCAAUCAGGACCCAUCGACGGCAUCGCCUGCUUUAAUGGAGUUCAACGUCUUCUCCGACGCGGCGCGCUGCUUGGAUGGGGCCUUCCGGCCGACGACCACCCGCGAGUACGUGACGUACGCCGGCAUGUGCGCGAACGUGAUGUGCGACACGGCGGCGCGCACGUACAGCGUCCAGGUGCGCGGCAGCAGCGACUACGUCGCAUGCACGCCGGGCGAGAGUGUUGACCUGGCCACCUUGAGCGCCGCCUUCGUGGAAGGCACCUACAUCACGUGCCCGCUGUACGUGGAGGUGUGCCAGGCCAACAUCAAGGGAGUCAUAGACUUCGAGAGAGACGCUGCCGACACAGCGGCGGUGUGA